Molecule: messenger RNA, 1341 nt
Organism: Eublepharis macularius
Lineage: Eukaryota; Metazoa; Chordata; Lepidosauria; Squamata; Eublepharidae
Gene: UNCX
Product: UNC homeobox
Biological process (GO): regulation of DNA-templated transcription
Molecular function (GO): sequence-specific double-stranded DNA binding; DNA-binding transcription factor activity, RNA polymerase II-specific
Source: RefSeq, a predicted model, not a curated record
AUGAUGGACAGCCGCAUCCUUGAGCACCCCCAUGCCCAGUUCGGCGGCAUGGUGGGCUUCCCCUACCCCAUCGGGCACCACCACGUCUACGAGCUCGCCGGCCACCAGCUCCAGUCGGCCGCCGCCGUGCCCUUCUCCAUCGACGGAUUACUCAACGGCUCGUGCGCCGCCUCGGUGGUCAACCCGACCCCGCUGCUCCCCUCGGCCUGCGGCGACAGCCAGCCCUUCAAGCUCGCCGACUCCGGCGACCCAGACAAGGAAAGCCCCGGUUGUAAAAGACGCCGAACCCGGACGAAUUUUACCGGCUGGCAGCUAGAAGAGCUGGAAAAAGCCUUUAACGAGAGUCACUAUCCCGACGUGUUUAUGAGGGAGGCGCUGGCUCUGAGGCUGGACUUGGUCGAAUCCAGAGUGCAGGUUUGGUUCCAAAACCGCCGGGCCAAAUGGCGAAAGAAAGAGAACACCAAGAAAGGGCCCGGGCGGCCAGCGCACAACUCUCACCCCACCACCUGCAGCGGGGAGCCGAUGGACCCAGAGGAGAUCGCGCGCAAGGAGCUGGAGAAGAUGGCCAAGAAGAAGCGCAAGCACGAGAAGAAGCUCCUCAAGAGCCAGGCGCGGAACCUCCACUCGCCCAGCGGCCUCUCGGUCAACAGCAGCACGCAGAGUUCCGACAGCGACGGCGGCGGCGGAGGCCUUCCCCCGGACCCACCCGACGGCUGCAAGGCGCCCCUGGGCGGCUCCGGUAACCCGCCUCACCCCGGCAGCUGCGACCCGACGGCCCCGGCCUUCUAUCCGGCCAACCGGAGCGGUGGCUGCAGCAACAGCUGCGCCGCAAAGGAAGCGUCGCCGUCGGGCUCCGAGUGCGCGGCGCCCCCCUCCUCGGCGGCGCGGGGCUCCGGCUUCCCCAAGCUCAACCCCUUCAGCGUGGAGAGCCUCCUCUCGGACUCUCCGCCCCGGCGGAAAGCGGCGCUGGAGUUCCCGCAGGCCCUGGCGCCCUGCGCCCCGACGGCGCGCACGCUCAUCGGCAAGGGCCACUUCUUGCUCUACCCCAUCACCCAGCCGCUGGGCUUCAUCGUGCCCCAGACGGCGCUCAAAAGCAACCCGGGCCAAGAGCCGCCGCAGCGGGGCUCCCCCUUGCCAGCGGCCAACCCCAGCCCGGACCCCGCGCCCCCCCAAAAACAGCAGCACCGCAGCCAUCUCCUCCGCGCCCGGAGGCCGCUUGGCCGGCUGCGGCGCCCCGGAGGGCAGCUCGGAGCCCGGCGGAGCCUCCGGCUCGAGGAAGGGCGCGUCUUCGCCUCCGGCCAACCCGGCGGCCUCCUCGUCCUCGCCCCCGUCCUAUUGUGA